GAGGACUGUCCUGCUACAUACACUCUCUCUCUCUCUCUCUCUCUCUCUCUCAUAAUAUUAAUGUUUUACUCUUCUGCCCUAUAUGAACUUGAUCCUUUGCGCCAAGAACAGCUGAUAACACACUCCAAGAGGAGAUCGGGCACUCUUCUCUGAGGCGGGUCCCUGAGAUCAAGAUCGGUCAGCUGGUGGUGACUCACACUCCUUCACUUCCUGGACCUGUCAGAGCCCAGGCCUGGUUUUGCAAAUGUAAAGACUUGCACUGUUUUGGAACAGAAGCUCUUCCAUUUGCCUGCACAGGGCUUUGUGUUCUUUCGGAAAAGGCUAGCCCUGGCUGUUUAUGUGUGCCCUGGACUUUCUCUCCUUAGCAUUGCGCUGUGGCCACCAUGGGCUCUGUGAAUUCCAGAGGUCACAAGGCAGAAGCCCAGGUGGUGAUGAUGGGCCUUGACUCAGCAGGCAAGACCACAAUCCUGUACAAGCUGAAAGGCCAUCAGCUGGUAGAGACCCUGCCCACUAUUGGUUUCAACGUGGAGCCUCUUGAAACUCCUGGUCACAUGUCAUUGAUUCUGUGGGAUGUGGGAGGACAGACCCAGCUUAGGGCCACCUGGAAGGACUACCUGGAAGGUACAGAUAUCCUUGUGUACGUGCUGGACAGUACUGAUGAAUCCCGUUUGCCUGAGGCAGUGGCUGAGCUCACUGAAGUCCUAGAGGACCCCAAUGUGGCCCGGGUUCCUUUCUUGGUGCUGGCCAACAAGCAGGAGUCGCCUGGUGCUCUUCCACUGCUUGAGAUCAGAAGCAGGCUUGGCCUGGAGAGGUUCCCAGAUCACUGCUGGGAGCUUCGGGGCUGCAGUGCCCUCACUGGCCAGGGGCUGCCCGAGGUCCUGCAGAGCCUGCAGAGCCUGCUAAAGUCCCGCCCAAGUUCCAGGGCUACCUUUGUGGCCUGGUGAGAGUGGAUGGGUCUGGGAGAGAAGGAAUUCUGGAAGAUAUCAAGCAAAUUAUUCUUGCUCAGACAAACUAGAAGGACCAGGUCACCCCUGAGAGAUGUCACUUCAAUUUACCCAUGGAGAAAUCCUUCCAUUCUUGGUCAGGAUCUUUUCUUCUGGGGAUUGUGACAGCAAUCAACUAUUCUUUGAAUAAUGAUACUUUAAGAGAAAAAGCCCUUAACAUAAUUCAUUUAAUAGCUCAUUACUGAGGGUAAAUGGAAUGAGUGGUUACCUAAUAAACUGAGAUUUAAGUUCACAAGGAAAAAGAGGUUUCAGUCAAAUUGGAGGAUCCUCUGGCCAUGGCUGUGGCUACCAUGAUUAUCAAU
Dipodomys ordii (Ord's kangaroo rat) is the source of this 1306-nucleotide messenger RNA. RefSeq names its product ADP-ribosylation factor-like 11 (gene Arl11). Gene Ontology annotation, molecular function: GTP binding; GTPase activity. Gene Ontology annotation, biological process: vesicle-mediated transport; intracellular protein transport. The transcript has 2 exons. The coding region runs from base 384 to 944 and encodes 186 amino acids. Lineage: Eukaryota; Metazoa; Chordata; Mammalia; Rodentia; Heteromyidae. The record is from RefSeq and is a predicted model, not a curated record. Gene Ontology annotation, cellular component: cytoplasm.